Messenger RNA from Protobothrops mucrosquamatus (brown spotted pit viper), 2920 nucleotides. It is a transcript of the gene PROSER1, whose product is annotated as proline and serine rich 1. The transcript is spliced from 13 exons. Bases 1 to 2757 code for a protein of 918 amino acids. NCBI's taxonomy places the organism in Eukaryota, Metazoa, Chordata, Lepidosauria, Squamata, Viperidae. The record is from RefSeq and is a predicted model, not a curated record.
AUGGAUAAAAAAGCAUUUGAGACAGUUCUUGAUGAAAUUAGAAAGGCUGUUUUGAUGGAAUACAAAUUAAAAGCAAUUGAAUAUGUACAUGGAUACUUUUCUAGUGAACAGAUUGUUGAGCUGCUGAGGUGUUUCUCUUGGGCUGAACCACAAUUGAAAGCGAUGAAGGCAUUACAGCAUAAAAUGGUAGCUGUUUCUGCAGCAAAAGUGGUUAAUAUCCUCAACUGCUUCACUUUUAGUAAAGACAAGCUUAUUGCACUAGAAUUGUUGGCUUCCAAUAUAAUUGAUGCUCAGAAUUAUCGUCUUAUUGAAGACCUCUUCAGAGUUAAUAUGUCUGAGAAGAAGAGAUGCAGAAGAAUUCUUGAGCAGGCUUCCAAAGCAGGAUGCAAAGCACCUCAUGCUAUGAUAUCUUCUUGUGGCAUGAUUCCUGGGAACCCUUACCCCAAAGGGAAGCCCAGCCGUAUCAAUGGGAUUUUUCCUGGUUCCCCUAUUAAGAAGGAAAAUGAGGAUUAUAUUAGUGAAGGCAAAGGAAUAGCAGCUCGCAUUCUUGGACCAUCAAAACCAGCUCCAACAACAUACAAUCCACACAAGCCUGUUCCUUACCCAAUUCCUCCUUGCCGACCACAUGCAACAAUUGCACCAAGUGCUUACAACAAUGCAGGCCUCGUUCCGCUGGCUAACGUUAUAGCUCCUGGUUUGCCAACUCCACCAUCGUAUACUUCUAGUACUGUGGGAACAGAAAAUGAAGAACUUUCCAAUCAAGCAAAAUCUUCCCAAAGUCAAGCUUUUGCCACACAAAUGAAUCAUCUCUUUGCACCUCAUGGUUCUAAUCCUGCUGCUACUCCAGCCCCAACCCCAUCAUCGGUUAAGGCAAUAAGCCACUCAUCAGCACUUCCAUCGACAGCUGUCCCAGGGAUAAGUGUGUCCAACCCUGUCUUUCCUGUCUUCCCUGGGCAGGUUAUCUCCUCCGUCCAUCCGCCUCAACCAUCCACGCCCAUCCCUCCUGUUGUCAAAUCCCAUUCGCUGCCUGCAGUUCCUGCCACAUCUGCUCACAGUGCCACCUCUGCUCCCCUCCCUGCUUCUUUCUCUGGACUGGCUUCUGUGCUGCCUGCCGCUGCAGCACCCCAAGGGCUCUCCACAUUGUGUGCCACCCCUGCACCUAAUGAAGCUUUUGCAUCUGCCCCGGCUCCCUUCGCCAGCCUUCCUUUUUCUGCAGCGUCUGUCACUGCCCCGGCUAAUAAUCCUAACUCAUUGUCAUCUGCUUUUGCUGGCCUGCCUUUAUCCUUGACCCCCAAUUCUCAGGGAGUAGCUAGCUCCAUUUCAUCGACCAUUGCCUGUUCUCCUGCCACUAGUUUAUCUUGCCCAGUUAAUUUACCCAACCCACUUUUAUCAGCUUUAAAGGGGUUUCUCUCAGUAAACGAUAGCUCAUUACUUAAUUCAAGUGCCCUGCCUUCGACUGUGACUGCUGAGCUUGCUUCUUUAUCUGGUCUUCUCAGUCAGAAUUCGGAAGCUGCCUCUUCAUCCAGUAGCAAAUGUUACGCUCCAACUGUUACCUCUUCUCUUCAGCAUCCUUCCACUCCAGGACUCUCCAUUUUCUCAGGCCUCCCCUGUCAGCCAGGAGGGAGCAGUAGUGCAACUUCUCCUGCAUUGUCAUUGCAGUCCCCUUCAAUAACAAUGUCGUCAUCCAACUUGCCGGUCAGCUGUGGCUCCUCAGUGGGUCUUGUGCAUUGUCCAAGCCCUGCCAAUCCUGAACAGCAAGUUUCCUCCACUCCAGUUGCCCCAGCUCUAGUUAAAACAGAACCCAUAAGCCCGACUCUUUCAGGUCUCAAAAUCCCAACCCUUUCUGCUGGGCUCAAUCACAGCACUUCAGGCUUGCCAGCCCUUGGACAUGCCUAUUCCUCAGCUACUUCAUUACCAUGCAGCUUAACUAAUUCCCUCAAUUCAGCACUUCCCCCUUUGACCUCUCAUCUGAACAGUUCCCCAUCUAUUCCCUCCCACGCUUCAUCCACUCCAGUAUACAAUGCACUUCCUCCUUUCACUUCUUUGACCAAUAGUUUUGCUUUUACUGGCAAUCCAGCACUUACCCCAACUGGGCCUCUGUUGUCCAUUCCACCUACAACUACGUCUGCCGCACACGCCAGCUCCUCAGCCCCCGUUCUUCCACCACUGAUUGCCACCGCAGCUGCCCCGGCUCCACCAUUCCCCCUUAACUUGUGCAGUGCUGUCUCUUCCCUGUUUUCUGUUCCUCAAGUGCCCCUGGGCUCAUGCAAUUCAUCCUUCCCUCCUUUCCCUGUCUCUAACACACCCUCUGUCACUCCUGCUCUCCCUUCUUUCCCUGGGCUCCAGGCAUCCUCUACAAUAGCAGCAGUUGCACCCCUGCCAGCAGCUGCCACAGCCCCAUCUCCAGCUCCGGUGCUGCCAGGGUUUGCCUCGGCCUUUAGCUCAAACUUCAACUCUGCACUGGUUGCACAGGCUGGCCUGACGUCUGGACUCCAGGCCCCUGGAAAUACAGUUUUUCCAGGACUUCUGUCUCUUCCUGCCAUCCCUGGACUUGCUCAGAGUGCAACGCAGUCUUCCCUCCAGGAACUUCAGCACAGUGCAGCUGCGCAGUCAGCAUUACUGCAGAUACACUCUGCUUCUGCUCUAGAAAACUAUGCUUCUCAAUCUGAGGGUUUCAGUGCAUAUCCUCCAGCAGCAGGAACACCUGGAACACCUUUUUCAGUGCAGGCAAGUCUUCCCCAGACUGGAUGGCAAUAAUGAACAUCAAUUUCAGAUAUGAAGAAGAAUGCUCUAAAAGCUUAUGAUGCUUCCUUCAGAAAACACAUUUUCAGAACAUAUAAUUCAAGAGAGAUUCCAACUACAAUAACUGUUGCUGAAAUGGUAUCAAAAUUGGACUUUUUUUACUUUCAUAUCAAUGACC